Drosophila eugracilis is the source of this 2962-nucleotide messenger RNA. RefSeq lists its product as uncharacterized. Gene Ontology annotation, cellular component: membrane. The record is from RefSeq and is a predicted model, not a curated record. Lineage: Eukaryota; Metazoa; Arthropoda; Insecta; Diptera; Drosophilidae. Gene Ontology annotation, molecular function: hexosyltransferase activity.
CACACUGGCAUUUGAGCUAAUCGCAAAAUCCGUUUGGAAGUGGGAGUAAUGGGCCCACAAAAACGGAGAAAAAAAUUGGAAUACGUUCGGUCGCUGUAACUAAGAGAAUUGUGCAAAGCCUCAAAAGUGUCAUAAAACUGCGCUAUGUCUGCAAACUGCAAUUGAAAACCCCGAAAUAAUCGAGGACAAACGCGAAAUUAAAUCAGAGUCUGUGCUCCGCACCAACAACAAAUUUCUUGGUUUGCCAAGGUGUUAAUGCUUAUUUAUUUAUAAAACAUGCUUCGCAUGACUAAUGAAACGGGUUGGCGUUAUUAAAAACGAUUAAAGCCGAAAUACUCAGACAAACUAAAAGCCUGAACAAAAACUACCCAAGGCACACUAACGCACAUCAGCAAACUUUGUGGUGGCGCCUAGGGUUCCAAAAAAAACAACAACUAAUAAAGCAACAACAGCCACUAGGAUAACUACAACGCCAACAGCAAUUCAUCAUUAUUAAUUGUCAACAAAAGGCACUUUUUUAACGUUAAAUAAACAUUAAAAAUAAGCAGGCAAGCAAGUAAUUAUGCUUGACCCUGGUCCAACAAUAGCCCCAUCUCCGAUUCCAGCGCAAGAGGAACAGAGACGCAGCUAAACCACGCUGGGAGUUACGUCGCAAUCGUCGCCAGGCUUGCACGUGUCCAGGGCAUCGUUAUCAUAAUACUCACAAGUUGAAGACGAGAACGAUAUCCAGCAAACGAAAAACUAGAAACGAAAACGAAUAAGAGGAGCGGAGUCCAAACUGAAACUGAGACCUAGACUGAUUGAGAUUUGCGAGAUUUUGAAAGGGCCAUCAUGGCGGCCAUUGGAAGUCUGCAUAACACACGCAUGCUGCGUUUCCUUUUAGUAUUAAUCGUAGUGAUCCUCACCAUUUUCAUCUACGCCUCGUAUUCAACGACGGCCACCUUAACAACAAAUCAUGUGCGCUCUGCGGCUUCACCACCGCAACAGCUGAUAGGUGGUCAUCCGGGCCGCCAGCCCAUGGAUCAAGUUCUGAUAGUCAAUAAUACGGACAAGGAGUACAGCCCGCCCGCUGGUGGCGAAAGUACGGCAAAGAUUUCUAGCAGACAGUCACAAACAGUGGAGACUCACAAGAAGCAUCCACAGCACCGGCUGCCUACAAUCGAUGAGGAUGCACUGCUUGAUGGUGGCUCUGCCGGCGCCAGUCCGCAGGUUGGUGGUGCUGAGACGCCCAAUGUCAUGGCGGAAGAACUGCUAGAGGAGCAACAGUAUGGCCAGAGCGUUGAUGGCAUCACAGGCAAUAUCAACAGCAGCACCAACAACAACAGUUCUGCAGACACGUUGGUUGUAAAACAAACGAUUCCCGCUCAGAUAACACAACAGCAACAACCGCAGUCGCAGCCAGGCCUUUCCGAUGCGGAACUCCUCAUACCUACUUCCAAUUUGCAAAAGUUUAUCGAGAAUGCUGAUAAGAUACUGAAAAACAUCACCUCUAACAGUAGCACGGGAAAUGGAGCGGCUGUCCAGGCAACCGGAACUGACCCAAACACAGAUAAAGGCAAUCAACCGGACGUGGCACAAUUCAAUUCAAUCGACGGCAAACUGGAAGGUUUGAAAGUUGACUCCGAAAAGCAGGAGGUCUCCAAGGUGAUACAGGAAAUUAAAGAUGCAAAGGAUUCUGCAGUUUUGCCUCCUAAAUCCGCCAGACCACCUGUGGCCAGUGUGAAAACGACAAAGGGCAAGAGUGUGGCCAAGGUGCCUCUUGUUCCAGUGGAUCCCUCGAAGGGAGUUGCCACCGAGAAACUUUACGAGCCAGGUCACUUGGACGAGGAAAUCGACGCCGAGCGCAUAUGUCCGAGAAACGGAGAGUUUAUUAAGCUUUUGGUUCUCAUUAGCUCUGCGAUGUCUCAUGAUGCGGCCCGAAUGUCCAUCCGGCAGACUUGGAUGCAUUAUGGAAGCAGAAGGGACGUAGGAAUGGCUUUCGUCUUGGGACGUGGAACUAAUGAAACCUUAAACAAGGCACUUACCCAGGAAAACUUUAUAUACGGGGAUCUGAUAAGGGGAAACUUUAUAGACUCGUACAACAACCUCACCCUUAAGACAAUCUCGACGCUGGAGUGGGCGGAUCUGCAUUGCCCGAAGGCGAAGUACAUCCUUAAAACGGACGACGACAUGUUCAUCAAUGUGCCUAAGCUGCUGACCUUCCUUGACAAGCAUAAAGACAAGCGAACUAUAUAUGGCCGCCUGGCUAAGAAAUGGAAACCUAUCCGCAACAAGAAGUCCAAAUACUAUGUAUCUGUGGACCAGUUCGCGGCGGGCGUGUUUCCUUCCUUUACAACUGGACCUGCCUACGUUCUCACCGGAGACAUUGUACACGAACUUUAUGUAAGAUCACUGAAGACCGUGUAUCUGAAGCUGGAGGACGUGUUCACCACGGGAAUAGUUGCUAAGAGCCUGAAUAUCAAGCGGUUACAGGCGAACGAGUUCGUCAAUCGACGCAUCUCGUUCAACCCGUGCAAUAUACGCAAUGCGAUCAGCGUGCACAUGAUCAAGUCGAACGAACAAUUUGAUCUGUGGAAGAAGCUGCUGGACCAGACCACCAAGUGUAAAUAGUAUUUUAAGUUUAGAGUUUAGAUUUCCUGUCUAAGGAACACAGUGUGGUCUUUAACGAAGAAGAGCAAAUAUAAAUGUAAUAUGGUACGAGUAGAGAAUGAAUAGCAAAGGCAGCUUAUAGGAUUAUAAAAUUAGCAUAGUCUCUAAGUCCUAGAAAUAUCACAAAUGUCGUUGUCGAUCCCUGCAUCUGCCUAUAUGCAUGCGGUUCAACAGCGGUUCGAGUACAUUUUAAAAAAUUUGUAGUUUAAUUUUAGCAUUCUGAAUGCCAUUAUUUAAAUGAUAAUUACUGAGCGAUAACUGUGGUUAUAUCUUAACACUAAAUACAUUAAUGUAUAUCAAGAGAAUCAAAACA